Molecule: messenger RNA, 6258 nt
Organism: Bactrocera oleae (olive fruit fly)
Lineage: Eukaryota; Metazoa; Arthropoda; Insecta; Diptera; Tephritidae
Product: mucin-2
Source: RefSeq, a predicted model, not a curated record
UCUAAACUUGAUCUUGUGGUAAAAGCAAUUUCUUCAGCGGCGACUGUGAUUUGCCUUGACUCGCUCGGCUGCCAUCAGUUCUCUUGCGACUGCGUGCGUGUUAGCAACAUAGAAGCGACUCGUCUUCUUCUUUCGAAUUGGGUAAACUCGCGUCGAGUUGGUGUGUAUGCUUGCUACAUAGAGUGUGGUGAAAGAGCAAGAAAAAGGAGUAAUAAGUGAAUAUGUACUUACAUAUAGUAUACAAGUGCUUAACAAAAGACUUAAGAAACGAACGUGUUUGAAUUACUAAAUACUAUCUAAAUUCGAAAUAUAAAAAUUUUGGAUGAAUAUUUUAGUUAUAUAAAAUUUUCGAAUUAUUCUAUCCAGUGAACGUCUCCUUCUUGCAAAAUCUGUUACCUUGCAACAUUCUACCUUGAUUUACAUACAUACACAUUUUUAUAUUUACGCUGACUUUGAACUCGCCACUCAAGUUCAUUGACGAACUUUUGCUGGGCGCUUUGUGUGGCAACUAAAGCCAGGAAAAUAGUUCGAGUUGAAUUUGCCGCGCUGCAGCCAUUUUGAGUGAUAUUUAAACUAUUUUCUAGUGCUGUUUGUUUAAAAAAAUUAAUAGAUUUUUGCAAAUUCGUCAAAAAUUAUUGGCUGUCAUAAAAAGUUAUUUGUGCAUUUUCGGUUCGCUUCUUCGGUUAUUCAGUGAAAUUAAUACUUGCAAGUUGGUCAGUUAGAAAAGGCAAAAGGAGUACUAUAACUUUGUUAAAAACUGUUGUUUUCAAGAAUUAAAUUUUGAGGUUGCUUGUAAAGAAAAUUUAUGAAACACUUCACCUGAAGCUACAGCGCUCACCUACCACAUAAAAUCCAUCGAGUAGCAGAAAAAAGAGCCAACGGCGGCAGCUCAUCGCUCAUCAUCAACGAACGUCAGAACGCCGACAACCAACACUGAUGUUAAUGCUUCAAGCAAAAACGACAACAACAGCAACAACUCGACUGAACAACAAACCAACGGAACAAGCAAACUUACAAGCCGAAUCGCUGCCGGUUGGCAACGGAACCCAGUGCAGGGUAGCAGCAACAAAAAUGUGCAAGCGAUAACAAAAACAACAAGAACAACAACCAUUGCCAACUCAAUUUCAUUACGCAUAUUAAGCGUGAACAGCACCAGCUGCACUUUUCCAACUUUUUUUUCUGUUUUUUUGCUGCGCUGCAUUCAUUAGUUGAUGCUAUUAAUACAGUUCCACGCACCGCAACACAUACACUGAGCCACCUACAGACACGCAUAUACUCGCGCGACGCCUGCAACUGCGACUCAGGUGUCACUUCAGCGGCGCUGUUGAUAUGUUGCAUGAAAGACGGUGUGAGUGACGCACGUUAUGACAAUGAAAUUGUCGCGAUCCACUUAGCAAUAUGCCGCUCACAGCCACUGGCCAGCGCUGAUGCUCAUACACAUGCAUAUGUGAUCCUGUGUGUCAGUGAAAAAAAUUUAUUUAUAUGAAAAUUUUCGAAAUCAGCGUUAAAUGUAAAAUACUGCGUUGCAAGUGGUUAUUACUGAAUUUUUUUGAAGUUAAUAAAUAGACGCACAGUGCUCACUAGUGCAGCGAAAUUAAAAGAGUGAGACAUAUUUAUUUUUUCGUCAUAUUUUACAUCAUCAUUAAGAAGCACGGCAGACUACAUAAGGAGCGCAAAAAUGGAUACCGUUUACGGCACAAAGAAAUAUUUUCAGAGCCUCUCUGGCGCUAGUGAUAUUUAUCGGACGCCGGCGUGCCGCGCUGUGUCCAACGAUUACACCUACCAAAACACAUUGGGCCGUCGCUCGACACUUGGGGCUUACUACCACAUGAACAAACAACCCUCGUAUACGAACGAUCACAGUCUAAAUAGUCAAUACAGUUAUAAUGCGUGGGGUAUAUGGCGUGAUGGACGCAAUAUAGCACCCUCAACAUUUUCCGCCAAAACGCAUACACACUACCAGAAGCCGCGUUCAUUCUCUAUUAUACUCACGACCGCUGUAUUUAUUGUAUUACUCGCCGUGAUCUCAAUAGCCGGACUAGCGUUCUACUUUAGUUCGGUAAAAGCGAAUAUGGAGGAUCCUGUGUUGGGUUUCGAGGGUUCGUUUCGCAUAGCGAAGGGUGAUCUCUUCUCGACGGGUCUGAAGUACAAUCACACUACUACUUACAAGCAGAAAAUCGAAUUUUAUAAACGCUUCGUUGAACGUUCGCUGAUGGAUAACGGUUUGCAGCCGUUGCGUGUGGACACGUGGGGCUUUGGUGAGGGACCGCUGAUAAAAGUGUCUUUUCGCACAUUUUUGGAUGUGAGAAAAUUACCACAAAAUAUACACAGCGUUGAGGACUACAUAAAAGAAUCACUCUUUCUGGAAACCACUACUGCCAAGUCGCUUUAUCGUUCACUGCGUAUAGAUGCUGAGUCGGUGGAGAUUAAACGCAUACUGGAUGAAUCAGUGGUGCGCGCUGCGUCGCUCUUCAAGGAUGCUGUGCAGCAGCCCACCAGUCAGUCUCAGCUGGAGAAACGUCUAAUGAAGAAACCGAAUGCGCCAACUCUGCUCUCGAAGCCAGCUACAACAGUUAAACCGCGUACUACACAUCGUCCACACUCGGUUGAUGAUGAACCCGAUGUUGAUGUCGAGAAUGCGCCAGUUAUACAAGGUUCCUUUGAGGGCUCGUUCGAAAUUACUAAAACUGAUGCUGAUAUCUCACGCAAGAAGGUUACACCGACCAAGGCAUACACUAGCUUACCACCGAAGGCAGUAACGCCAUUUGCGUUGCGCGUCAAGCCGAAGAAACCAUCGAUAGAGAAGCUUACGACUAUUAUACCUCAGAAUCAGCCUUCACCAACGACUUCUGCUGCAACAUCGACAAGUACUACUCGUGGCACGAGCACUGCUAAAACUACACGCACCACUUCGACCACGUCCACUAGUACGACUCCCACAACAAGUACUACGACACGCAAACCGACCACGAUAAGCACUAGCACCAGCACCAGCACUACUACCACAACUACAACAGCACCACCACCACCGACGCCACCACCAACUAAAACUACUGCGUCUACCACAACAACAAGCACAACCGAAAAACCAGCAACCAUCCUGCCGCUAACAUUUCCAUCCCCAACCGCCUUUUCGCCAAAACAACAAUUCAGCUUACCACCCAUGACUACACCGUCCAUCGUUUUGAGCGUGCCGAAGUUGGAUGCUAACCUCUUUGCUUCAGUUCCUGUGCUCGAUACACAACCCUGGCGUCCGAUACAUCGUGAGGUGCCUGAACUGAUGCCUGGGCCACCGCCAGCCUUUCCUACAAAAACACUCGCUAGCGUAGACAAACCAAUGCUCGUCGCACCACUCGCACCGGCCUAUAGACCUGAUCUACCAAUACGAAGAAAUGAUGAGAUGGAGCUGCCGUUUAUACCGGACAACCCUUCACCGCCGACACCAGCUGCCUUCAAUCCAUACGCAUCCGGUUACUUUGGUACCGCUGUACGUAAGCCGGAAAUAAGCGCAGAAGCGACAAAUCCGCAAGAUAUGAUGUUCUAUCACAGUUUUGGUAAUCCCGUUUUCAUGCCCGGCACUGAAGAUAUAGAACGUUUAGGCGCAGGCGCGCAUGUCAAGCCACAUCCACUGCCGGUACCGCUAAUCGAUGAUGUCAUCAUACCGCCAUUUAAACCGCUCAUACCAGGCGUGGAUAAAGUGCCGAUUGAGACCAAUGAGAAAUUUGAGCAUCUCGGCGGUGGUGUGAUAGUUAAGAAGCACGAGUUGGAGUUGGCGACUGGGCAGGAGAAGUCGAAACCCGAUACCGAGGUCGUUGCCAGUGAUAGCGAUGGUGAGAGUGAGACCGAAUUACCAACAUUGUUGCAGCAGUUCGCUAUGGAGGGUGUUACAACCUCGACAUUUAGACCAAAAGUGAGUACGCCGAAUAUAAAUCGUAUCGAAUCGAGCGCUAACUCUGAGUUGGCUGACACAAUUGGUGAAUUCUUUAUGGGAUUGUUGAACUUACCAAAAGAAAAUGCACGCAAUACGACCAAACCGGCAGUAGAGCCGAUUGAGUCACGUAUUGAACCAGAGGAAAAUGUAGAAGAUAUGGAGACCGGACUAGAAACUAAAGUGUUGCCGAAUGAGGAGGUUGAAGAGGACGAAGUACAAGUAACUACCGUAACGGUUACGGCAGCAUCGAGUGAAUCAGCCACGGUUGGAACUGAGAGUGUUGAAAAGCCUGUGGUGGAAGUUGUUGAAGAAGUGGCAACAACAGCAAAACCCACUUUCUUAAAUAUUAAAGAACUUAUUCUGAAGCGUAAUCAGGCUAAAAACCAAACGCGCAAUAUCGAGAACAUAACCGGACGUCCAACACCUACAACAACACCAACAACUAAAACGCCAACCACGCCACCAACUCUCUUUAGCCCCACACUCAAGCCGCCAGUGACAAAUUGGAAUCGUCCUAGACCCACAUACAAUCAGAAACCACCGACCAUACUUGAUGACUCCAAUCUCUUUCCAUCACAAUCGAAAUGGGAGUUCAUGAACAGUUCAGCCACCAAUAGUUUCGGUCAUACGGGCAACAUGCGUAAGGUAUUCAAUAAGACGCUGCAGGCGUGGAUAUCCGAGGAUGUGGGCGGUAAUACGGAGGAUAACUUCACGCUUAAUGACAUCAAGACACGCAUAAAUAAUGCGACCAACAUACAAGAUAUUUCGCUUAUCUUCGAUACGUUGGCAUCCAAGUUGGGCAUUACGCCCAUGGUACAAACAAAAGUGCCACCAUUCUCGCAGAACAAGCUCAAGCACACACAGGUCACGAGUGAGAGCAGAACCAAGUUGCCAAACUCGACGGCAGUACCAACAACAACCACCACCACAGCACGUCCAUUAGCGUUUAGAGACAAACCGGCAACAAUGACCACAGUGUAUUGGAUGCCCACAACUAGAAGAGGCACAAUAACGGCAGUACCAGCGACCGCAACCAAAAUGCCUUGGACAUCAACAGGAACAACAACGAGAAGAAUGACAACUACGACAACAACACCAACGACAAUGCCAACAUUGCGCACGAGGCCAGCCAUAACCAUAACAACAAUUUCGACGCCGACAACAACAACAGCAACAACUGAACAUUUCAUUGAACUUCCGCUACAACGACAAGAGCCAUUCAUCAAGCCCAUGUCCAGUUUCAUGGAAGACACAUCCUCUGAGGGCAUCGGUGCGGCCAUACCAGUUGUGGGUGAGGCCGAGGUGGAGGUCAUUGACCCAAAUAAAUACGAGGAAAUGUUGAAGUCAUCACAGUUUGCGGCGGAUACCACAACGGAAACGGCACCACAAUUGGUCACAUUGCUGCCCGUACGUUCCAACUCGGGCAUACGCACAUACCGACCGGCUGUGGAUGAGGAAUCUGAAGCGCGUAGUAGCAGUAGCAAUGAUCAAUUGCCUUUGGCUGAGGGCACCGGUCAGGUGGAAGUUGUGCCAGAAGUGCUGCUUGGUACGGCUGGUGUGGCCGGUGUGGCAGAGGUUGUGGAGGAUGCCGUUAGCGAAUCGGUGGUGCCGACUACAUCACUGCGUCCGAGUGCUGUUACGGCGCCACGCCGUGGUGGCGGCUUUUUCGCUGGCAUACGUAGAAAGAGUGACAUUAGUCAGGCGAGAAGGUUUCCGCCAGCCGAAGCGGUCGUCAAGGGUGGACUACAUGUGAAAGUCAAGUGAGUGGUAUAGUGAGAAAACAAUGCGGAAGCAGCAUAACUCAAUUAGUGCAAGCUUUUUGCGUUUGCCGUUGCUCUUCAGAUUAAGGAUGAGUUAAAAGAAAAAGAAAACAAAGAAAAAUAAAAGCAGAAAAAUUAAACUUGUAAGGAAAAGCAAAAAAAAAAUACGAUGAAAAAGGUUCAGUUAGCAAAUUUAGAUGAAAUUAUUUAGUCAUCUCAAUUGCGUGAGUUUUUAUAGUCGUUAUGUGAGCAAGGGUUACCAGGUAUCCUCGCUUCGUAAGGGUUUUUGUAAUAAGUACCGUUUUUGAUACAGUAUAUAUUUGUAUAUUAUUUUAUAAGUUCGCAAGCAAAUUCUUGUUCAUUGGUUGUUAGCUGUCAUUAUUAAGUAAUUAUUUGACAGUUCAAACAAUUUCUGAAUGACAACAUUUAAUUUAUGUUAGCACAGAAAUCAGGUUAUGUAAUUAAAAAGAGCUGCUUUCAAAUUUAAGCAGAAGCAGAAUGACAUCACUUAAGUUUAUCUUUAUAUUAAAAAGUAAAUAAUUAAAAAAAUAGUUUAAUAAAGUACAC